AUGGUUACGGUCAACUUACCUGAGCAGGUUCAAGCCCACCUGAGCAAGUUCCCAAGUUUCUCGCCUUUCAACAUUGCUAUCACCUCUCUCUGCCUAAUCGUGAUAUACAUCUUCUGCAGAAGCUUCUACUACCUCUACCUCAGCCCCCUACGCCACUAUCCAGGCCCCAAGCUCUGGGCCAUCUCUCGCUUGCCAUGGAAUUACGUUAACAUGAAAGGCCGCAUCUCCUGGCGUAUCCACGAGCUCCACGAACAAUACGGCCCGGUCGUCCGCAUCGCGCCCGACGAGCUCUCCUACACGAGCUCCACGGCUUGGAAGAAGAUUUACGGACAGCGCGCGCCCAGCGAGUUCCCAAAGGCCCUUGACGGCCGCGGUAUCGCGCCGCCGACCAUGGGAGGUCGCAAGACGCUGAUGACGGAGGAUCAGGCGGGACACGCGAAGCUCAGGCGCGCUAUCAACCCGGCGUUUUCUGAGCGCGCGUUGCGUGAACAGGAGUACUACUUUCAGAAUUAUACGGAUACUCUCGUAAGCCAACUCAAGAAGGUUUGCAAAGAGGGUGCCGUGGACAUCUCUACCUGGUUUAAUCUUCUCGCUUUCGACAUUCUCAAUGAUCUCGCCUUCGGCACUUCUGAAAAUUGCCUCAACAACGCCGACCAGCCCUGGCUCCGCCUCAUCAACACGCGCGCAAAAGCCUACGUCUGGAUCCAACUGACAGUCCAAUACGGCGUCUUCGACCUCCUGACCUGGAUCGCGCCGCGCCGCGUGACCGAGUCCCGCCGCAAGCACAUCGCCAUGACGGCGGCCAAGGUCCGACAGCGGAUCGAGGCCAAGAACCCGGGCAAGGACUUCAUGUCUUACAUCCUCGAAAACACGGAGGAGAAGCUCACCAACAUCGAACUGACGAUGCUGGCGGGCACCUUCAUUGUCGCCGGUAGCGGUACCACCGCCGGCGGUAUGUCUGGCCUCACGUACCUGCUGCUUCACAACCCGGAGAAGCUCGAAAAGGUAAAGGCGGAGAUUCGCGGCAAGUUUAGCACGCACGAGGAGAUCACGAUGGUUGCUGCGCAGAAUUGUAGGUACCUUCGCGCGUGUAUCGACGAGGGCAUGCGGUUGUACCCUCCCACGCCCGGCUCCCUGCCUCGAUGGGUUCCGGGGGAGGGCGAGGUGAUUGAUGGCGGAUGGGUUCCUGGCGGCUAUGCUGUUGCGGUGAACCAGUUUGCGGCGGGACACUCUGAGCAUAACUUCCGCCGGGCUAAAGAGUUCAUUCCUGAGAGAUGGCUUGAGCUGGGCCCUGGGUCCGAGUUCGCAAACGAUGACCGGGCGGCAGUCCAGCCGUUCUCCUAUGGACAACACAUUUGUAUUGGAAGAGCGAUGGCUUACGCCGAGAUGAGCCUGACUAUGGCAAAGAUGAUUUGGAACUUCGACUUUGAACUCGAGAAUCCUGCUGAAGAUUGGUGGAGUAAGCAAGGAACGUAUAUCAUGUGGGAGAAGACUCCUUUGAUGAUUAAGUUACGCCCUAGAAUAGUUGCUUGA
This is a messenger RNA of Colletotrichum tamarilloi, 1533 nucleotides long. Its product is annotated as cytochrome P450. NCBI's taxonomy places the organism in Eukaryota, Fungi, Ascomycota, Sordariomycetes, Glomerellales, Glomerellaceae. The transcript is spliced from 4 exons. The record is from RefSeq and is a predicted model, not a curated record. The coding region runs from base 1 to 1533 and encodes 510 amino acids. Gene Ontology annotation, molecular function: iron ion binding; heme binding; monooxygenase activity.